UAAUAAAGAUAAAAAAAAGAAAAAGAAGAAGAAGAAGUCAAGAUUCUGGAAGUUCAUGUAGACAAAGGCAUGAAACAUGGACAGAGAAUUACGUUCACUGGGGAAGCAGACCAGCCUCCAGGAGUGGAACCUGGAGAUAUUGUUUUUUUGCUACAGGAAAAAGAGCAUGAGAUGUUCCAGAGAGAUGGGAAUGAUCUGCGUAUGACAUAUAAGGUAGGACUUCUUGAAGCUUUGUGUGGACUUCAGUUCACAUUUAAACAUCUUGAUGCUCAUCAGAUUGUGGUGAAAUACCCCCCUGGCAAAGUAAUUGAACCAGGAUGUAUUCAUGUUGUUCAAGGAGAUUUGCCACAGUAUCAUAAUCCCUUUGAAAAGGGUGAUAUUUACAUAAAGUUUGAUGUGCAGUUUCCUGAAAACAACUGGAUCGACACAGACAAACUUUCUGAAUUAGAAGAUCUCCUGCCACCUAGACCAGAAGUUCCUAAUGUAAUUGGGGAAACAGAAGAAGUAGAGCUUCAGGAAUUCGAUAGCACUCGAGGCUCUGGAGGUAGUCAGAGGAGUGAAGCCUACAACAACAGCUCUGAUGAGGAAAGCAGCAGCCAUCAUGGACCUGGAGUGCAGUGUGCCCAUCAGUAAACAGCAGGCAACUGCACGGUGGAUUUUCUCCACAUUUGCCGGAUUUGCCAGCUGCUGGAGUACCCGAUGAGUUCAGAUGAACGGAUGAACAUCUGCUGAUCUAUGUGUAAUUUCUAAACUUGGUAUAGUAUCCACAGAGUGUAUUAUUUAAACUAACCAC
Messenger RNA from Rattus rattus (black rat), 793 nucleotides. RefSeq names its product dnaJ homolog subfamily A member 2-like. NCBI's taxonomy places the organism in Eukaryota, Metazoa, Chordata, Mammalia, Rodentia, Muridae. The transcript has a single exon. Bases 70 to 633 code for a protein of 187 amino acids. Gene Ontology annotation, biological process: protein refolding. The record is from RefSeq and is a predicted model, not a curated record. Gene Ontology annotation, molecular function: Hsp70 protein binding. Gene Ontology annotation, cellular component: cytoplasm; cytosol.